Molecule: messenger RNA, 955 nt
Organism: Ananas comosus (pineapple)
Lineage: Eukaryota; Viridiplantae; Streptophyta; Magnoliopsida; Poales; Bromeliaceae
Exons: 6
Coding region: 76-771 (231 amino acids)
Source: RefSeq, a predicted model, not a curated record
GCACACACACAAACACAAACACAAACACAAACACAUACAUACACAACAAUUAAUGUUGAUGAGGGGAGAAACAAAAUGGGUUACUAUGCUCUCCCUCUUCCUCUUCUUCUUCUUCUUCUUGCUGCCUUAAUAUUCGUGCAAGCCAUGUCAAUCUCUGCGUCUCCGGGACCUGCAGCUGCAGAAAGUCACCAAGACAUGUUAUCUCCUCUCCUCAAUGAGAUCUGCAAAAGCGUGGAGUGCGGAAGAGGCACCUGCAGGGUUGUUGCUGAGAAUGGCACGGCCUUCGGGUUCGGGUUCGGGUUCGGAUUCGAGUGCGAGUGCGAACCCGGGUGGGCGCAGCUCCGGUUCGACCGCAGCGACCAUCUCGGGUUCCUCCCUUGUGUCAUUCCCAAUUGUACUUUCGACUCCGCGUGCUACAAUGAUUCGAUUCCUUACAAACCUCUUAUUCCACCUCCUCAUACUUCGAUUUUCGAUCCAUGCCUGUGGUCGUUCUGCGGCAGCGGGACGUGCGUCAGAACGGCCGAAUUCGAGCACCGCUGCGAGUGCAGACAGGGCUUCAGCAACCUGCUGAACAUCCCCAGUCUGCCAUGCUUCAGAGAAUGUAAACUCGGGGCCGAUUGCCCUGCAUUAGGAUUCACGCUGACGAACACUUCAUCCACGACUUCGCCACCGCAGUUCUCCGUACGAAGCAGUGGAGUAUAUACUCUUGCAACAAAAUCACUAUGGAUCUACAUAUGGAUAUUAAUCUCCGCGGUGUAUUUCAAACCUUAAAAGACUUUUGAAGUGCUCGCAUUAGUUUGGAGGAAGAGUUUCAAAAUCAUUCUUUGCUAUUAAUUUUACAGAGUGUGAAGGACCGAAUUGUAAUUUACAAUUUCUCUUCUACUGUUUUUUGUCGAAUGCCUCUGUUUAUGAGUCGAGAUCAUAUAUAUAAAACAGAUUAGAUGAAUUUUGGUGC